UUUUCUUUUCUUUUCUUUUCUUUUCUUUUCUUUUCUUUUCUUUUCUUUUCUUUUCUUUUCCUUUUUCCUUUUCCAGAGAUCAAAGAAAAGUCUGACUGAUAUUUGGUCAAGGAAGCGCCUUACGCCAUGUCAACGUCACAUAAGGAGGUAACACAGAGCCGGGGGGGAUUACGAGAAGAAGUGCCUAAGUAGGACGAGGCGCAGCCACGGGGCACAGAGCAAAGUAAUGAAUGAAUUGAGUGGGAGGCAGACGGGGAAUUUAGUUGUAUUUCAAAGGAGCGUGGAGGGUAGCGUUGCUGCCGCCGCCGGUUGUGCAAAUACGCAGGACAACACACAAACCUUCAGUAUGGCCGCCUAUCCUGGAUACGCUGAAUGA
Histoplasma capsulatum G186AR is the source of this 376-nucleotide messenger RNA. RefSeq lists its product as uncharacterized. The record is from RefSeq and is a predicted model, not a curated record. Lineage: Eukaryota; Fungi; Ascomycota; Eurotiomycetes; Onygenales; Ajellomycetaceae. Bases 227 to 376 code for a protein of 49 amino acids. The transcript has 3 exons.